AAGCCGAGGAAAGCCCAAAGCCGGAGUUGCGGGAGGAAUAGGGUCGAAAUCAGAAUGCUUCAGCUUCACCUCGCAACCUUUGCCGCAGCCUCUGGACUCCACUCCGCCCAUCGCCCCCUCCGCUUUCCAGUCAAUCGUACUCUCUUCACUUCUUCAACUGACGCCUUUUCUUCUUCUUCCUCCAUGCUGAAGCACAACACUCCUGUUUUGCGUUGCCGAGCAUCCGCCGACGAACAUCUUCGCGAGGCUUCUCCGGUCAGGAGAGAUGAUUUACCAGUUCAUGGACUAUCCGAAACAGUAGUUGGUGUUCUUGGUGGAGGACAAUUGGGCCGUAUGUUGUGUCAAGCAGCGUCACAAAUGGCUAUCAAAGUCAUUGUUUUGGACCCACUUGAGAACUGCCCAGCAAGCUCAAUCUCCAAUUAUCAUAUGGUUGGAAGCUUUGAUGAUAGUGCUACCGUCCAGGAAUUUGCAAAGAGAUGUGGAGUAUUGACUGUGGAAAUUGAACAUGUUGAUGUGGCAACUCUAGAGAAGCUUGAGCAACAAGGAGUAGAUUGCCAACCUAAGGCAUCUACUAUUCGAAUAAUCCAGGAUAAAUAUCUCCAAAAAGUUCACUUUUCUCAGCAUGCAAUUCCACUUCCUGAGUUUAUGCAGAUAGAUGAUCUUGAAAGUGCCAAGAGAGCUGGAGAUCUGUUUGGCUAUCCUCUUAUGAUCAAGAGCAAAAGGCUUGCUUAUGAUGGGCGUGGAAAUGCAGUUGCUAAGAGUGAAGUGGAGCUUUCUUCUGCCGUGACUGCGCUUGGAGGAUAUGAACAUGGUUUAUAUAUUGAGAAAUGGGCACCUUUUGUAAAGGAGCUGGCUGUCAUUGUGGCAAGAGGAAGAGACAAUUCUAUGUUGUGCUAUCCUGUUGUUGAAACUAUUCACAAGGAGAACAUUUGUCACAUAGUUAAGGCACCUGCUGAUGUGCCUUGGAAGAUCAGAAGGCUUGCCACGGAUGUUGCAUAUAAAGCUGUUAGCUCAUUAGAAGGUGCUGGUGUGUUUGCAGUAGAGAUGUUUUUGACUAUAGAUGGUCAGAUUUUACUAAAUGAAGUAGCACCUAGACCUCACAAUAGUGGUCAUCACACUAUUGAAUCUUGCUACACUUCACAAUUUGAACAACAUCUGCGGGCGGUUGUCGGCCUUCCUCUUGGUGAUCCAUCAAUGAAAACCCCAGCUGCCGUUAUGUACAAUUUACUGGGCGAAGAUGAGGGAGAGGCUGGUUUCAGUUUAGCCAAUAAACUGAUUGGAAAGGCAUUAAGUAUUCCAGGGGCCUCUGUUCAUUGGUACGAUAAACCAGAAAUGCGAAAGCAAAGAAAAAUGGGUCAUAUCACUAUUGUAGGCCCUUCUAUGGGAAUUGUGGAAGCUCGGCUGCACUCAAUGUUGGGGGAAGAAAGUGUGGAUGAUCAGUCUUCAGUAACACCUCGUGUUGGAAUCAUAAUGGGCUCUGAUUCAGAUCUUCCUGUUAUGAAGGAUGCUGCAGGGAUUUUGAAUCACUUUGGUGUGCCUCAUGAGGUGAGAAUAGUUUCAGCACACAGAACUCCUGAAAUGAUGUUUUCUUAUGCAAUGUCUGCUCGGGAGCGAGGCGUUCAGAUCAUCAUUGCUGGUGCUGGUGGUGCAGCCCAUUUGCCAGGUAUGGUAGCUGCAUUGACUCCCCUACCAGUUAUUGGUGUGCCUGUGCGUGCCUCUUCAUUAGAUGGACUUGACUCCCUCCUAUCAAUUGUGCAGAUGCCAAGGGGUGUUCCUGUUGCUACAGUGGCUAUAAAUAAUGCCACAAAUGCUGGUUUGCUGGCAGUAAGAAUGUUGGGGGUUAGUGAUCCUGACCUACAGGCGAGAAUGAGCCAGUACCAAGAAGACACAAAGGAUGAUGUCUUGGUAAAAGCCGAGAAGCUAGAGAAAGAUGGCUGGGAGUCCUAUUUGAAUCCUUAGUGCUGGCACAGUGUUGGUAAUUUCUUGCCCAUUCCUUUUUUCCCGGAAAGCUCAUACACCUACUAUUAGAUGACUUUGACGUUGGAAGAAAACCAGCAGGACAACUGCAAAAACAUCUUAGAAAAAGAUAUAGCAAUGUAAGUUACAAUAUUGGGAAGCUGGCAGAGAAAAGGUGGGAGUGAUGGUUGUGAGUUUGUAUAAGGGAAAGAUUUUUUUUUUAUCCUAAGGGGGUUCCAUGCAUUUACAAUUUUGCUAAAAGGAAAGAUUUUGUAUUUCAAGGGUUUCCUUAUGAUAAUGAUUAAUGACUGCCAGCCAUCCAUUUGUUUUUUGCC
Messenger RNA from Vitis riparia (riverbank grape), 2291 nucleotides. Its product is annotated as phosphoribosylaminoimidazole carboxylase, chloroplastic. Bases 55 to 1959 code for a protein of 634 amino acids. The record is from RefSeq and is a predicted model, not a curated record. The transcript has 16 exons. Gene Ontology annotation, molecular function: ATP binding; phosphoribosylaminoimidazole carboxylase activity; metal ion binding. Lineage: Eukaryota; Viridiplantae; Streptophyta; Magnoliopsida; Vitales; Vitaceae. Gene Ontology annotation, biological process: 'de novo' IMP biosynthetic process. Gene Ontology annotation, cellular component: chloroplast.